Erpetoichthys calabaricus (reedfish) is the source of this 3061-nucleotide messenger RNA. It is a transcript of the gene dlat, whose product is annotated as dihydrolipoamide S-acetyltransferase (E2 component of pyruvate dehydrogenase complex). Gene Ontology annotation, cellular component: pyruvate dehydrogenase complex. The record is from RefSeq and is a predicted model, not a curated record. The transcript has 14 exons. NCBI's taxonomy places the organism in Eukaryota, Metazoa, Chordata, Cladistia, Polypteriformes, Polypteridae. Gene Ontology annotation, biological process: pyruvate decarboxylation to acetyl-CoA. Gene Ontology annotation, molecular function: dihydrolipoyllysine-residue acetyltransferase activity. The coding region runs from base 169 to 2118 and encodes 649 amino acids.
UUGCAGCAGUAUUGCCGUAAAGUGACAUGUGCAGGGACGGGUAGGUCAUUGGAAAACUGAAUGCAAACUGUGGUUACCCGGGGCUGUGGUAACAAGACCAGAAUAAAGAAGACCCUGUCACUUUGGACUGCAGCGAGGAGUUAAUAUCAGUUUUAAAACAAAAGAAAAAUGCUCCGCUGUGUAUUGCAGCUAAGAAAUGCUACCCGCGGUCUUCCUCGGUCUACUCAUGGUUGCAGUUCGUUCUCCGUCCGGACUUCGGGUAGCAGCCAGCCUCGGUUAUACCAUAACGGCCCAGUCCAUAAAAUGAAGUUCAUGUCUGUCAGUCUUGAUAGGAGGAAUAACACUGUCGGUCAAGGGUGGAAUAGGAAUGAGGGCUGCCCAGGAGCGCCUGGACGAAGGUGGUAUAGUUUACCGCCGCAUCAGAAGGUAACAUUGCCAUCACUUUCUCCAACCAUGCAACUGGGGACCAUUGCUCGAUGGGAGAAGAAAGAAGGAGACAAAAUAAAUGAGGGAGACCUUUUAGCAGAGGUGGAGACAGACAAAGCAACUGUAGGCUUUGAGAUGCUAGAGGAGUGCUACCUGGCUAAAAUUCUUGUGCCGGAAGGAACAAGAGAUGUACCGAUUGGUUCAGUUAUUUGUAUUACGGUGGACAAACCUGAACUGAUUGCCGCCUUCAAAGAUUACACCUUGGAAGCAGCAACAUCCAGUUCUUCUGCAACUAGUGCUGCACCAUCUCCACCACCACCCCCUCCAUCAGUCAGUAUGUCACAAGCUCCUGGUAGUUCCUACCCUCCACACAUGAAGAUUCAACUGCCUGCAUUAUCACCAACUAUGACAAUGGGCACAGUACAAAGAUGGGAAAAGAAAGUGGGAGAGAAACUUAAUGAAGGUGAUCUUUUGGCUGAGAUUGAAACUGACAAAGCAACAAUUGGGUUUGAGGUUCAAGAAGAAGGUUAUCUAGCUAAAAUUCUAAUUUCUGAAGGCACAAGAGAUGUGCCCUUGGGAACACCUUUAUGUAUCAUUGUUGAAAAGGAAGCUGAUAUACAUGCUUUUGCAGAUUAUGUAGAAACUGGAGUUCCAGAUAUCAAGUCUCCUCCAACUCCACAACCAAUGACCCCAUCUCCUGCACAUCUUUCCUCUUCAUUUGCCCCUUCCCCUGUGGUUUCUCCUACUGCUGCUGCUCCUGGACCACCUACUCAUUCUACCAUGAAAGGGAGAGUAUUUGCUAGUCCUUUAGCAAAGAAGAUGGCAGCUGAAAAGGGCAUUGACAUUAGUCAAGUCAAAGGCAGUGGACCAGAUGGACGUGUUACAAGGAAAGAUCUUGAAAAUUUUGUUCCACCCAAAGUCGUACCUGCUACAGCUGCACCAUCUGCUCAAACUCCCACACCUGUCCCCUCUGCUCCUGUGACAACAGUGCCAACUGGGACUUUCACUGACAUACCUAUUAGCAACAUCCGCAGGGUUAUUGCUCAGCGUUUAAUGCAGUCUAAGCAGACUAUCCCACAUUACUACCUUUCUGUUGACGUAAAUAUGGACAAUAUAUUGGAGAUGAGGAGAGAACUAAAUGAGGAAGUCAAGUCACAAAAUAUAAAAUUGUCAGUCAAUGACUUUAUAAUCAAAGCAUCAGCACUAGCAUGCUUGAAGGUGCCUGAAGCAAAUUCAUCCUGGAUGGACACAGUGAUUAGACAAAACCAUGUAGUGGAUAUUAGUGUGGCAGUGAGUACUGCUAAUGGACUGAUCACUCCCAUUGUGUUUAAUGCUCACGUAAAAGGUCUGGCUUCAAUUAGUAAAGAUGUGGCUGUAUUGGCUAGCAAAGCAAGAGAAGGCAAGCUACAACCUCAUGAAUUUCAGGGGGGCACAUUUACCAUCUCAAAUCUUGGGAUGUACGGGAUUAAGAAUUUCUCUGCCAUCAUCAAUCCCCCACAGGCUUGUAUUCUGGCUGUUGGGGGAUCUGAAAAAAGACUACUACCAGCUGAGAAUGAGAGAGGGUUUGAUGUUGCCAACAUGAUGUCAGUUACACUGAGCUGUGAUCACCGAGUUGUGGAUGGAGCAGUGGGUGCACAAUGGCUUGCAGAGUUCAGAAAGUUCCUUGAAAAACCCACCACCAUGCUGCUAUAAGUCCUGUUAUAGAAUUGAGGUUUCAAGUUUAGAGUGGAGUUUUAUUCAUACAUAAGUGAGUGUAUGAAUGUGUACUUUUCUCUGUGUGCAUGUAUUUUUGUUUCAUACAGAUAAUAUGCACACAUGAAGAAAAUGGUCUCAUCUUAAAAAAAAUAUAUAUAUAUUGUCUGCAUGGACAUUCUGCCCUCUGUUACAAGGCUGGUAAAUAAAAGCCAGUGAAUUAUUAUUUGCAAUAAACCAUCACUUAAUUUAACUGGCACUGUAACCUGUGCAGAUUUAUUUUUAUAUGUGUAUAUUUUUAAAUGGCAGUUAGAGUGAAACUGCUUUGUUUGUAUUAUUAAAAGUAACUGUACAUUUUCCAGGUAUACCCUUAGAGUGAUAAAAGAAAAACUCUUUGUUUCUCCCAUCUUCAUUAUUUUAAUAUAGAACAGGAAACCAUGCAGAUUAGAAAUUGAUAAUCAGGUUUGGGAGUUGCAUUAAUUAUAAAUACAACCUUUGCCCACUUGUUUAUUUUUUUUUACACCUGUUUCUAUAUUAAAAAUUACUAUAGGAUCGAACCUUUUAAUACCUUCAUUUUAUUACACCAGGUAUGUGUAAUGUUUUCACAUUGUGAUUUAUUUUUAAACAUCUUGAGCAAAAUGUGAUCAAAAAUACUAAAUUAGUGUUUCUGUACAUUGUUUCAAAUAUAAAAGAUACUUCAGCUUUUGAAAAGUGCCCUUUUGUAUGAAAUACUUUUUUGUUAGGAAUACUUUGGUGUGGAUUUUAGUUAAUAUUAUAGAUAUUGCACUUCUGUGUACUUUAUUUUAAUAUUUUGGAAUGUUGAAUUCAGUAUAUGCAGAACUAAAGUAUCUUCAGGAAACAUUUUAAUAUUAGUACCCACUUGUAUGACUGGUGCCAAAAUAUUGUUAAAUAUUAAAAGACAACCUGAUUAGGUUAAAAAUGG